Molecule: messenger RNA, 162 nt
Organism: Suhomyces tanzawaensis NRRL Y-17324
Lineage: Eukaryota; Fungi; Ascomycota; Pichiomycetes; Serinales; Debaryomycetaceae
Exons: 1
Source: RefSeq, a predicted model, not a curated record
UCACAAGUAGAGGUCGAGGAUGACCAAGAAGUGAACCUCUCAGAAACCAUUCCACAGUUGCAAGCAUUGAUCGACAGGAGCGAUAACAGCAAGGAACUAGAGCAAGAGAUCAAGGUAUUGUUCAUGAGAGGGUAUUGGAAUGGAUUCUAUGCCGGGUUUGAG